AUGGCGGAUCAAGAUGAGAUUCGUGGUAAUUCGGUCUAUCAGGUUGAACAGCCUGUUACCGAAACUCCCUCACCGGUUGAAAAGCCCGUUGCUGCGAAGGAACAGAAGUCCGGUUUGAUGGCUAAAAUCAGGAGAAUGUUCAACCAAGAUGUCCGGGAGGAAAUGCCCGCAUACAAGGAUAUCGAAAUCCACACCUGGGAUGGGCCCGACGACCCCGAGAAUCCCUUCAACUGGAGCCUCAGAUACAAAUGGCUGCUAACGAUCACCGUAUGCUUCAUCUCCAUCCUCACAGGUCUCCCCGCAGGAACCUACGGUUCCGGCAACGACUGGAUGGAGAAAGAAUUCAACGUCCAGAACUCCCCCUUCCCAAACCUGUACUGGGCCACCACCUCCUGGAACAUGGGCGCCGCCUUCUGGCCAUUGAUCUUCGUCCCUCUGACUGAGGCCUCCGGCCGCAUGCCAGGAUACUUCGUGGCAUAUGUGAUCCUGGUCAUCUCGCUCUUCCCGUCUGCAUUCGCAAAGAACUUCGCGACACUCGUCGUGACGAGGUUCUUCGGUGGUGGUGCUUCUUCCGUCUCGAUUAAUAUCGUCGGUGGAAGUAUCUCCGAUGUGUGGCUCGGUGACCAUGCCCGCAGUCUGCCGAUGUCUAUUUUCGGGUUUACGAGUGUUGUUGGUAUUGCACUUGGUCCAUUUAUUGGAUCUGCUAUUGUGCAGAUUCAUAAAUCGGAGCCGUGGCGUUGGAUCUUUUACGUCCAAAUCAUCUACAACGCCGCUCUGAUCCCAGUCUUUUGGCUAAUCCUCAACGAAACCCGCCCAGACGUGAUCCUGAAGAAGCGCGCACGCAAGAUCCGCAAAGAAACCAACCGCCCCGUCUACGCCGCCUCGGAAAUAGACGCACCAAGCAAACUCCGCCUUCUCAAGAUCUCCUUCCAACGCCCGACAAACAUGCUCCUCACCGAGCCAGUCGUAAUCUUCUUCACACUGUGGAUCAGUUUCGCCUGGGGAAUCCUCUACCUAUUCUUCUCCAGCGUCGUUCAGACCUACUCCACAAACUACGGCUGGGGCACGAUGGGAACCGGUCUAGUCCAGCUCGCCAUUUCGGUAGGCGCAAUCAUCGGAACAGUAAUCAACCCACUGCAAGACUGGUUCUAUCUCCGCUCCGAGCGACGCAAUCAAGAGAAACCUGGUAAACCCAUCCCCGAGGCAAGACUGUACACGUCCAUCCCGGGUAGUCUGCUCUUUGCCGCGGGUCUGUUCUGGUAUGGAUGGGCCAGUCAGCCUGAUAUUCAUUGGAUUGUACCGACUAUUGGCAUCACGGCUGCGGGCAUUGGGAUCUAUUCGAUUUAUAUGGCUGUUGUUAAUUAUCUGACUGAUGCUUAUGAGCGGUAUGCGGCGUCGGCUUUGUCGGCUGCUUCGCUUGGUAGAAAUGCUUUUGGCGCGUUUUUGCCGCUUGCUUCGCCGCAGUUGUUUGGAAAUCUUGGGUUUGGAUGGGCGGGCACUUUGCUUGGGUUUAUUGGGGUUGCGUUGUCGAUUGUGCCUGUUAUUUUGGUUUUCAAGGGUCCGCAGAUUCGGGAGAGGAGUAAGUUUAUGAGGGAGGCUAUGUGGGAGCCUGAGGAGAGGGUUCAGGUUGAUCGGUCUGGGAAGGAGGAUUUAGGGCCUACUUCCGAGGGAAUUGCGUAA
Messenger RNA from Penicillium expansum, 1680 nucleotides. RefSeq lists its product as uncharacterized. The record is from RefSeq and is a predicted model, not a curated record. Gene Ontology annotation, molecular function: transmembrane transporter activity. Gene Ontology annotation, biological process: transmembrane transport. NCBI's taxonomy places the organism in Eukaryota, Fungi, Ascomycota, Eurotiomycetes, Eurotiales, Aspergillaceae. Bases 1 to 1680 code for a protein of 559 amino acids. The transcript is spliced from 4 exons.